UGGCGGCCUCCAUGCUGUAAGUCACGACAGUAGUUGCCGAGAUUAAAUUGUACUCUGCGACUAAUAGACACUGUGAAUUUGGUCAGAACCUCGGAGGAAGAUGGCCAAAAGAACAGCCACAACAGAACUGACGGACAGGAACUGGGACCAGGAUGAUGAACCAGAAGAGGCUGGCGAGUUUGCUCAGGCAACAACAGAGAUUAUAAAACAGAGACAGAUCAUUAAAGCCAAAAGAAAAGGAAGCAGUGUUGAGGGAGGAAGCAAAUCUUUUACUGGGUUCUCGGGAUUCAGUUUUAAGCCCACUUCAACAAGUACUCCAUUUAGCUUUAAUGUCAAAUCAGUGACAAAUGGUGAGUCAGAUACUAAGAAGCCAGCAGCCAGUGAGAUUCCAGUCAAGACUCUUCCGGCCAAUAGUCCCGUCAAAUCCACAUCUGCCAGCAAUGGUGCAAGUAAAGCAGAAAGCGCAGAUAGUACUACCUGCAACACCUAUUCAGAAAAUCUGCGGAAACUCAACGAGAGUGUGUUGUCAUGGAUACAGAAACAUGUGGAAAAAAAUGCAUACUGUAUACUGACUCCAAUAUUCAAAGACUAUGAAAAACAUCUUGAUGAACUGGAGAAGGAGAAAUCUGAGCGUUUGGCUAAAGAUAAUGAGGCAGAAAAAAAGACAACCACAACUUUUUCCGCUAGUAUCAGUACAGGGACUGAAGCUGCUGUGUCAUCAAGUAAACCUACGUUCUCCUUUGGAACAACUUCUAACACAACAUCUACAAGUGGAUUUAGUUUUGGGUCUAAAGCUGCCACCACAGCUUCCGAGGGUACCAAGGGAACAAAUGGAAGCUCCUCAUUUGGUGCUACAGCGUCCACAGGCACCGGUUUCCCGGGUUUUAACCUGCAGUCAAAUCUUGGAGCUAAACCAUCACCAUUUUUUGCUGUUGGUAAUUCGAAGGGUGAUGCAGGCUCUUCAGAAGCUGCUGAGGAAGAAGAAUAUGAACCCCCCAAACCAGAAUCCACAGAAGUCAAGGAGGAAGGAGCUCUUCACACCGUCAAAUGCAAGUUGUUCUACCAGAAGGCAGGUGCUUGGACAGAACGUGGAAUAGGAUUUUUACAUCUCAAAAAGUCUGACGACAAAACACAGCUUGUUGUACGGGCUGAUACAAGUUUAGGAAACAUCCUUUUGAAUAUCAUUCUCUCCAGCUCUCUGCCCCUGAACCGCCAGGGCAAGAACAAUGUGAGUUUGAUGUGCGUGCCUAACCCACCUCUGGACUCCAAGGAAGAACCAAAGGCCACAGCGAUGUUAAUCAGAGUGAAGACUGCAGAAGAUGCAGAUACACUCUUCGAAAAAAUGAAGGAAUUGAGAAAAUAACACUAUUAAAUUUAUAAAUAUAUAUCAGCUUAACGAUAAAUGAAGUGAAACCACGGAGAAAAAUAUGUGAAACUUUGUGAAAGUGCAUAAGUGUUGACUUUCCUGGUGUAAUGUGAAUACACUGUUUCUUUACAUCUUUAAAAUCAAUUCUGCUUCUAGUUCAGGUUUUAAAAAAACUGGAUAAUCUAUGUUUUCUAUGGAAUCUAUGGGAACUUUGUGGUUUAAAUAUUAUUUCUGUGUGUUAGAGUUGUAAGUGCUGCUUGGAUAAUUAGAGACAUGGAUGAAAGCAGACUUGGAGGUUGUUUCUUUUCUAUGACAGGAAAUUUCAUGAAUGAUAAAAUAUGUAAAUUUCUGAUGAUGUAACUUUGGACAUGGGAUAUGAUCAUGCCUUGAACAGUAAUAUACAAUUCUUUAUCCACUAUUGAAAUGCUGUUAUUAUGUGAAUGUUUUGUAUUACCAUGAAAAUAACACAUACUUACUCAAA
Molecule: messenger RNA, 1847 nt
Organism: Ylistrum balloti
Lineage: Eukaryota; Metazoa; Mollusca; Bivalvia; Pectinida; Pectinidae
Product: nuclear pore complex protein Nup50-like
Exons: 8
Coding region: 101-1363 (420 amino acids)
Biological process (GO): protein import into nucleus
Cellular component (GO): nuclear pore
Source: RefSeq, a predicted model, not a curated record